CGGAAGAGAUGGGCUAUGAUGAUGGGUACAGGUAAGGACGGAAAGAUGGGGCUAUUUAUCAGAUUAAUUGCAUAUUUUAAUUCAAAAAAAUUGGGCGUCCCCUGGUUAUUUAUAUCUCGACCUGCGAAGUUUGCACAAGACAGUUAACUACGCCAAUCAGUAGCUCAUCUCAAGCAGUGCUCGCAGGCAAACAGGGCCAAGCAAUGUGGGACACCAAAAGGGCGCAUAUAAAAGCAUCCGCAGUCAACCCGGCAUUCCCUCUUCCCUGCUGCUCUUAUUACUAUCAGUCGUAUGUUCAUUAGGCUUCUGGGGACUAUAGCAGCAUCUCAUCUGGAGAUUUCUCUUGAGUUUCAUGAACAAUAGUAAUAAGACUGGAUUCCAUGGAACCAAAGGUCAUAAGUGGAAUCCAGUUCUCACACCUCCCCAGCAGUUACGUUCGUCCAGAAUCCGAACGGCCGAAUCUGUCUGAAGUUGAGGAAUGUCAUAAUGUUCCCGUAGUUGAUAUGGGCUGUGGAGACCGAAGCCUGAUCAUAAAACAAAUUGGCGAUGCCUGCCGGGAUUAUGGCUUUUUCCAGGUAAUCAAUCAUGGAGUGCCCAAGGAAAUAGUGGACAGCAUCCUCGAGGUAGCACGUGCGUUCUUUAGCCUGUCUGUGGAAGAAAAGAUGAUGCUGUACUCUGAUGACCCUUCGAAAACUAUGAGGCUGUCUACGAGUUUUAAUGUGAAGAAGGAGACUGUCCACAACUGGAGGGAUUAUCUAAGGCUUCACUGUUAUCCAUUGGAGAAAUAUGCUCCCGAGUGGCCUUCUAAUCCCUCUUCUUUCAAGGAUGUUGUGAGCAGCUACUGCAAGGAGGUUCGGGAACUCGGGUUCAGAUUGGAAGAAGCGAUAUCAGAGAGUUUAGGAUUAGCUAAAGACAGGGUGAGGCAUAUACUAGGAGAGCAAGGACAACAUAUGGCAAUCAACUUUUAUCCACAGUGCCCCGAACCAGAGCUGACUUAUGGAUUACCGGCGCAUACAGAUCCGAAUGCCCUCACCAUUCUUCUUCAAGAUUUGCAAGUGGCUGGUCUUCAAGUGCAGAAGGAUGGCAAAUGGUUGUCCGUAAAACCGCAGCAGGAUGCCUUCGUUGUUAACAUCGGGGAUCAACUCCAGGCGUUGAGUAACGGGAAGUACAAAAGCGUAUGGCAUCGAGCUGUAGUGAAUGCAGAGAAAGAAAGACUGUCGGUGGCAUCCUUUCUCUGCCCGUGUGACAGUGCGAAUAUCAGCGCCCCAAAGUCGCUUACGGAUGGAGGGGAUCCAACCAUUUACAGAGAUUUCACAUAUGCCGAGUAUUACAAGAAGUUCUGGAGCCGGAACCUGGAUCAGGAGCACUGUCUGGAACUUUUCAAGAACUAGUUCGCCUCGCCGGAGGCCGGGCCGGUCGUAUUGAAGAACACUAAAUCACUGCACAAGUGAUUUGAUCAGCUGCAUCGAUUUUUCUUUACAUUUUUUCAUCUGUUUGUCACUUUUAGUGUUGAACUUUACACGCCCGCCGGUGUUUGUAUGUUUUACAGAGUGGUUAGGUGUUAUUUAUUAUUACACAGCUUGAGUCUGUCUUCUUUGAUGAAGAUGGGCAAUGUUAGGCAAAACAGACACAUAUAUAUUUUUAUAUAUAUAUGCAUGUUGUCUAGCUUAAGAGUAGUUAGCAGUAUUUAUUAUAGUUGGGUUCAUAUUUCUCUAUGAUGAAUAUGGUCAACAAUGUAAUGUAUCUUUAUUUUUCAUCCAAUAUCAUAUGUUAGUACACAACA
Molecule: messenger RNA, 1783 nt
Organism: Andrographis paniculata
Lineage: Eukaryota; Viridiplantae; Streptophyta; Magnoliopsida; Lamiales; Acanthaceae
Product: protein DOWNY MILDEW RESISTANCE 6-like
Exons: 5
Coding region: 381-1391 (336 amino acids)
Source: RefSeq, a predicted model, not a curated record